AUGGCCUUGCCCAGGAUAAAAGAUGAAGAUCAGGAGUCGAAGUUUGGAUAUGUGUUCGGUGUUUCUGGUCCUGUCGUCACAGCAGAAAAGAUGUCAGGAUCAGCUAUGUACGAACUGGUAAGAGUCGGUUAUUUUGAAUUGGUCGGAGAAAUCAUUCGUCUUGAAGGUGAUAUGGCUACCAUUCAGGUAUAUGAAGAAACUUCUGGCGUAACAGUUGGAGACCCUGUCCUACGAACAGGUAAACCUUUGUCUGUUGAAUUGGGUCCUGGAAUUCUCGGCAGUAUCUUUGAUGGUAUCCAGCGACCACUGAAAGAUAUUAACGAAAUCUCAAACAGUAUUUACAUCCCCAAAGGUGUUAACAUCCCAGCGUUGUCAAGAAAUGCUGCUUGGGAAUUCCAGCCAACUAACAUCAGGGUCGGAAGCCAUAUAACUGGAGGUGAUCUUUACGGAGUUGUUCACGAGAACACUCUUGUCAAACAUAAAAUGAUCCUACCCCCGAGAGCUAAGGGUACAGUCACUUACCUCGCUCCCCCGGGCAAUUACACUGUUGAUGAUGUUGUCCUUGAGACUGAGUUUGAUGGUGAGAAAACUAAGUUCACUAUGCUGCAAGUUUGGCCUGUGAGGCAGCCCCGUCCGGUCACAGAGAAACUUCCAGCCAACUACCCGUUGUUGACCGGGCAGCGUGUAUUGGAUGCCCUCUUCCCUUGUGUCCAAGGAGGUACCACAGCCAUCCCAGGAGCUUUCGGUUGCGGUAAAACUGUAAUUUCACAAGCUCUGUCAAAGUAUUCAAAUUCAGACGUCAUUAUUUAUGUUGGUUGCGGAGAAAGAGGAAAUGAAAUGUCUGAGGUAUUGAGAGAUUUCCCCGAGUUGUCAGUUGAGAUCGAUGGUGUCACAGAAUCUAUCAUGAAGAGAACAGCCCUGGUAGCAAAUACCUCCAACAUGCCUGUAGCUGCCCGAGAGGCCUCUAUUUACACUGGUAUCACACUUUCCGAAUACUUCAGAGACAUGGGUUACAAUGUAUCCAUGAUGGCUGAUUCAACUUCAAGAUGGGCUGAAGCUUUGAGAGAAAUUUCUGGUCGUUUGGCUGAAAUGCCUGCCGACAGUGGUUACCCCGCUUACUUGGGAGCUCGAUUGGCGUCCUUCUACGAACGUGCCGGCCGAGUCAAGUGUCUCGGUAACCCAGAGAGGGAAGGAUCUGUAUCAAUCGUUGGUGCUGUGUCACCUCCUGGUGGUGACUUCUCAGAUCCCGUUACAUCAGCCACUCUUGGUAUCGUCCAGGUGUUCUGGGGGUUGGACAAAAAGCUGGCCCAGAGAAAGCACUUUCCAUCCAUCAACUGGCUCAUUUCUUAUAGUAAAUACAUGAGAGCAUUGGAUGAUUUUUAUGACAAGAACUUCACUGAGUUUGUUCCUCUGAGGACAAAAGUUAAGGAAAUCCUUCAGGAGGAAGAAGAUCUUUCAGAAAUUGUACAACUGGUCGGUAAAGCCUCCCUUGCCGAAUCUGAUAAGAUAACUCUCGAAAUCGCCAAGCUACUCAAGGAUGAUUUUCUCCAACAAAACAGUUAUUCAUCUUAUGAUCGAUUCUGUCCAUUCUACAAGACCGUCGGUAUGCUCAAGAACAUGAUUUCCUUCUACGACUUGGCCCGACAUGCAGUUGAAUCUACAGCCCAAAGUGAAAAGAAGAUCACAUGGGCCGUAAUUAAAGAAAGUAUGGGCAAUAUUCUUUACCAGUUGUCGUCUAUGAAAUUCAAGGACCCUGUGAAAGAUGGUGAAUCCAAAAUCAGAUCAGACUUUGAACAACUGCAGGAAGACAUACAACAGUCGUUUAGGAACCUUGAGGACUAA
This is a messenger RNA of Nezara viridula (southern green stink bug), 1842 nucleotides long. Lineage: Eukaryota; Metazoa; Arthropoda; Insecta; Hemiptera; Pentatomidae. The record is from the annotation of a GenBank genome assembly.